Pecten maximus is the source of this 5923-nucleotide messenger RNA. RefSeq names its product TOG array regulator of axonemal microtubules protein 1-like. The record is from RefSeq and is a predicted model, not a curated record. Bases 194 to 5362 code for a protein of 1722 amino acids. Gene Ontology annotation, cellular component: cilium; cytoplasmic microtubule. Gene Ontology annotation, molecular function: microtubule binding. The transcript is spliced from 23 exons. NCBI's taxonomy places the organism in Eukaryota, Metazoa, Mollusca, Bivalvia, Pectinida, Pectinidae. Gene Ontology annotation, biological process: microtubule cytoskeleton organization.
UUCGCCAUCUUUGACAGCCCGACAAUGGCGGAACAGUAAUGUGAUAUUUAUGGAUACAUGUGAGCCUUAAGCGAUGUAGUGACCGAUGAAGUGUAUGUCAUGCAGACGAAGGAUUACACUAACUUGAGGUUUGACUUGGAAAAGAACCGGGUCACAUUUUUGUUAUUCGAUUUUAUUCAUGUCCCUAGAUUAGAUGGCUGGUAAAGUAGCCAAGGUUCAUGUAGCCAAGUUUUCAGUCCAUGAAUUUAAUGCAUCGUACCUAGAUACAAAUACGCCGGGGCUGUGGAAUAUGGAACAAAAUGAGGUUCUCGAUCAGCUAAGUGAUGAGAGCUUCAAUAGACGUGUUGAGAUUUUGGAACAGUUGUUAAUUACCGUUAGGAGAAAUGGGGGACGUUUACCGUACACUGACACUCUUGCCAUAUUCAACGGCCUUUCCUUGGCCCUUUCGGACUCAAAUUGGGACGUUAGACUUAAGUGUAUACAGCUUAUUAAUGAAGUCAUUCCCCAGUUCGGAGAUGACUUGGACAGUUGCAUGUCACGCAUAUUGGGAAAACUUAUACCAAACAUUGGGGAGAGUAAGAUAACUGUCAGACGAGCUGUUAUUCAGACUCUGCAUGUUUAUAUGAAACACACCAAUAAAGUGCAAGGCCUUCUACGAGCAAUUGUUCAACAUGGGUUAGAAAACACAGAUCCAAGGGUGAUUAAAGAAACUGUGGUGGCAUUACCCAUGCUUUUCACACCAGACUUUAAACGUGAAAACUUCUAUGACAUUACCCAAUCUCUGGCAAAAAAGUUGCUUGAUAAUGCAACUGUUGGAGAUAACCUCAGGGAUUGUGCAUUAAUGACUAUGGAAAAGAUAAAGAAUCUAGUUGGGGAGAAAGAGUUUGUGAUUUACAUACAAAAACUGUCAACACCUCUGAAACGGUACUAUUGUCAAUUGACAGGAAUGGACAUUGAUUCAGAUCCGAUUCUGUCCCAAGCUCCUACUCCAAGAAACUCCAAGCAACAUGCAUUUUCAAAACCUUCAAAACCAGACAAUGGAAAUCAACCAAAUAUUGUGCGACAGCAAAUUUACGAAACAUAUGAGUUUGGAAUUAUUCCUAGUCAUGUUAUGAAAUUGAUAAAUGACCAAGAGAAUUUCAAGCUAAGAGCACAAGGUGUCGAAGAACUGAAGUCAAUAGUGAGAGAAUUGCAAAGUAGUGAUGUGACAGGAAACCUUCAUCCACACAUGAUGCCUUUCAUUAGCUUUUUAAACAAUCUCAUGGAUGAUUCGAAUUUCAAGAUAACAACUGUCACUUUAGAAAUACUGAAUUCUCUGGUGGAAAAAUUGGGGACAAAUGUUAAACAGUUUCUGCGGCCUCUUUCAAACAUAUUAGCAAAACGCAUGGGGGAUAACAAGAUAGUUGUUCGCCAAGCUGUGAUGAGGGUUGCAACCAAGAUGAUGCAAAGUUAUCAAGCAAAACCAGUACUGGCAGUAUUAUGUGAAAAUUUACAACACAGGAACUCUCGCAUUAGACAAGAAACAUUAAACAUUGUCAUAGCAGCACUAUUAACUUUUCCUAGUUAUGAUUUUGAUUUGCCCAAGAUUUGUCAAGUUGUGGCCCCAGUGUUAACAGAUAGUAAGCGUCAAGUUCGUCAAGCUGCACUUGAGUGUUUAGCUGUGAUUGCACAAGCAAUGGGACUAGGUAAGCUGCAACCUCUUGUGCAUGCUGUAGAUGGUGUAGAACUUAGUUCUGAGGGGGAGGGGGUUAUGACAGCUGUUCAGGCAAGACUUGCAAGACGUCAACUUCCUAAAUUGAAUUCUGAUGGUCUUGUUGAGUAUGCCACUCCUAUCCCCUCCUCAGCCUCUUCCCGAACACCUGUUCAAUCUCUUGGUGCUGAUCUAGACUGGAUAAUGGCUGUAGGCAGUACUGGGUCUGCACGCCAGAUAUCACGAUCUGAUACAAUGGAGGUGGAAUCUGUGACAUCUUCAUCUGCACGUUCAACUCCAGCAGUUAUUGAGGCAGGGACACCAGCAACCAGUCGACGGUUCAUGAGUGCUGGCAGAGGCAGAAAUAAAUUACCGUGGGAAGAAGACGAAGGGCAUCGACAGAAUGAUGGUCCACCAAAACCACGAAACACAUCCUGGUCUGUGGAUGAUACGGGGGUUGAUGGCAACGAUAACCACGGCAAUGUACCAAUGCCGAAACGUGUACCAAAAAGGCGAAUUACAGUGGUCGGGCUGAAUACGGCAGAGGAAGCAGCCCAACAGGAAUCAAAUUCCUAUUCUCAAAUGCACUUGAAUAAACUCAAGAAAAACCAGGGAAAUCAAGGAAAAUUGAAUGCCAGCCCAAGUUCAGGAUAUGACCAUUCAGAUUUUGAGAGAGAACAACCACCACCAGUACCUGAGAAGGUUAAAUCAAGUACAGUAAAAAGACCUCCCAGCCCAAGUGUCCCAAAAGCUUCCAAUGACGAGUCUCCCAUCCCCCUCAAACCUACCUUGGCCCGUUCUGCAACAAAGCGCAGUACCAAAAAGGUGCCACCAAUAUCAACUGCUCAGUCAGAUAAAUUUUCCUCGAUCCACAAGGAAGAUGAUACUGAUAGUGCAUAUGCAGCUUCCUUGGAGAGCAACAUGGAAAAGGAGUCACAUCAAGAGAUGAUGAAAUACCUCAACAGUAUCCGCAAUGGUUCCAAGAUGAUGAAGUCAUUGCAAGGAAUCCGAAGCAGUGCCCACAAGAAGAAGGAAAAGGUUGUGCUGGAGAAGAACUCCAGCCAGCAGAGCUUGACGUCAAGAUCUCCCUCACCCGACUUUCAUGAGAGUGGGAUAUGGAGCACGUCAUCACGAGAUAACGAUUCAGACGCUAGCUCUCUUUCUAACCGCAGUAAGAAGAGCAAAAAGGUGGAUUCUCCAUUUGAGUCAAGGCCAAAGUUAGCGAGAUCAGAGGUAGACUUGAGGAAAAGCAGCAGCAAUAGUCGUGAUGAUUAUGGAUCGGACAUCCCGGACUCCAGUAGUAGUAGCAGUACUUUACACAUAGACUACAACCCUGUCAGUGGAGUGACCUUCAGGGAAAACCGUAAUUCGGACGUCCAGGUGGUUGGACGGGGUUACAGUGAUGACACGACAGCCGAGUCAAAGGCCACCGCUGCAGCUGUGAAUAAGGCACGACGACGCACUCAGAAAGGACCGUUAUUGUCUCCUCUGGGCGUGGCUUCGUCCAACAGUCUCGGCUCUGUGGAGCUGGAUGAUGACCAAGCCCCUGCCAAGGACGGAAACAUUGGUGUCAGAGUGGUGGGCAGGGGAAUGUUCGACUCCAGUAAUGGAACUGACCAUGCCGUAACUGCUGGUAACUCCCAGUCUCAGGACCGGUAUGACAACAAGUCCAUGAAGUCUGACCGCCGAGACAUGCCCAAUGCUGUUGUGGGGAUUAGCAUGAACAGGCAGGGCUCCAGUGAUGACCCUUACAUGGAUGACAACAUUUACAUUACAGAGGAUCCCAACAAAUCUAUGAGUAAAGCCAUGAGAGACAGAAUAAUGCAGGCUCAAAAACAAAAGGAGGAGGAACUGGAGAGGGAACGUAGAGAGAGAGAAAAGAAGAAACAAGAGCAUGAAGAGAAGAUGAGAAAAGAGCGAGAGAGGCAACAAGAGAAGCUUCGGCGCUUGAAUACCAGUGAAAGUUUAGGUAUAGAGUCAUUAUCAAUAUCUGGUUCCAAUACGCCCAAAACGAAAACAUCACCAGCUUUCUCACCACGUAAAAGAACGAAACCACAAGUCAAUGGAACAUCUAGUCACCCUGUAUCAGCAUCUUCGUCCCGCUCUCCUUUAGAGUCAGACAAUCCGGAUGACUGGAAACCCUACAGAGAUCCUGACUUAGCAAUGAGAGAUGCCAACAAAAACCUUGCUCAAGAGGACUGGGAGAUCAAAUGUAGUGGUAUCAACACGGUACGGAGACUGGCCAAGUAUCACCCAGAAGUCAUCAAUCAACAACUACACAGUGUUGUCAUUGCAAUGUUAAAUGAAGUGAAAAAUUUGCGAUCACAAGUGUCCCGGUCAGCCAUUGUAUGUAUAGCAGAUUUGUAUGCAUACCUGAGAAAAGGCUUGGAUUCUGAAGUUGAUAUUACUGCCAAAGUUCUUCUCGCCAAAAAUGGAGAGAGUAAUGGAUUCAUUCGAGAAGAUGUGGAGAAAGCCUUGGCAACUAUGGUGGAGUCUAUUACCCCUCAGAGGUCCCUUCUGGCUCUGAUAGCGGGAGGUGCCACGCAUAAAAAUCCUCAAGUUCGAAAGACAACAUCCUACUUUGUUGUUGAUCUUGUGGACAAAAUGGGUCCAGGACGUAUUCUGAGUGGAGUGAAAGACAUCACAGACAGAGUGUUACCGACUGCCGCUAGUUUCUGUUUAGAUGGGUCACAAGAAACAAGAUACAAUGGAAGAAAAAUUUUCUCUAUCCUUAUGGUGCACCAAGACUUUGACAAAAUGCUUUCAAAGCAUCUACCUCCUCAGACUCUGCGCAAUGUAACAGAAAUUGUUGAUACUUUGAGAACAAAGGGUUUGGGAGACCUUCCUGGUGAAUCAUCAUCUGCUAGAGGGGGAAGGUCACAUCCUAGUAGUCGCAACAGUUCCAUGAUCCGCGGAGGGUCUGCAAACAGUGAGAACCAGCAUGCUUCUCCUAAGAAAUUGGUGAGGACAGACGAAGCUACCCAGGAGGAGGUGAAACAGAUGACCUCUCUGAUAGCUGCAAAUGAUUGGCGUGAUCGCUACAAGGGUAUCACACGACUCCUCGAGAUGUGCGACACCCAUGCUGAAGUUGUAUCUGCCAACAUGGUGAAGAUCUUUGACAAGUUUUUGCCUCGUCUUCAGGAUCCAAACAGUAAAGUCAAUCUAUAUGCACUUCAAGUGUUUCUUCAGAUCAUUCCCUUUUUAUCGGACUCUUUAUCAGUGGUAUUGAACAUCGCUGUGGGCAAUGUGGCUCCGAAUCUCUCCUCCCGCAACAAGGAAAUAUAUGGAACAGCAAUGGAUGUUAUUGAUGCACUUGUGGAUAAUAUAGAUGGUGGACUUCUGAUUCAGCCUCUUGCAAACCAAGCGCAAUCUGCCAGUGCCAGGAGCAAACCUGAUUUGGUGGAGAAAGUGGCGGAACUUGUUUUAAAGGUUUAUCAACGCAAACACAAGCAGGUCAUCCUGCAUGUGCUGCCACUGGUGUGGCACUUACUGGGUGCAACCCACAGCAGUGGAGCCAUUCAAGGUGGAAGUUCCAGUAUCAGGUCUGCUACCGGUUCCCUUGUCAAUGCCCUUUACUCGCACAUGGGUAAUAGCCUUCUAGAAAAGGCCACCUCCGAUCCUAAUGUCACCCCUCGUCAUCUUCAACUACUUCAGGAUCUGAUUGAGAGAUGAUUCAACCUCAGACUGUCCCAUAGACAUCUAACCUAAUUUGAUGAAAGACAUUUUACAUGCUUGGUCAACAUAUUUCUCUAUCUUGACGGAAGACUUUUUUUAUUGAUGUGAUUAGAAAAUGAAUUAUUUCCAUUCAACCCGACAGAUUUGUCAGAUAUACCAUUGUGACAAAGUGUCAUACAAUUUUCAGCUGAUCAGUAGGCUCAAAAUUGAGCCUCUAUCAAAUAAUUUUGUUACAUCAAAACAAUUCAUUCCUAUUAUUGUCUUAUAUCUGUGAUAAAAUGUGAUAUGAUAUACAGUCGAAUCUGUCCAAGCGACCAUCUCUUCUUAUUGACCAUUUCUAUUCCCCCCGAAGGAUAUUUGUUACACAUUUUAUCUCGAUAAAGUGACCCUCUCUCUUUACGCAACCAGCGACUGCAUAUUUUCUUCCUGUGAUAACAAUAACUCAUUAAUAAGUGACCAGAAGUCUCCAAAAUGCCUUCCAUUACCAUUUUUGCCUUGAUAACACUAAAGUACAAAGCAGCUUUCCUUUUUUUUUUUUUUUUUUUUUUUGUGAAAAAA